Messenger RNA from Perkinsus marinus ATCC 50983, 432 nucleotides. RefSeq names its product rab gdp-dissociation inhibitor, putative. Lineage: Eukaryota; Perkinsozoa; Perkinsida; Perkinsidae. Gene Ontology annotation, biological process: vesicle-mediated transport; protein transport; small GTPase-mediated signal transduction. The record is from RefSeq and is a predicted model, not a curated record. Gene Ontology annotation, cellular component: cytoplasm. The transcript is spliced from 6 exons. Bases 1 to 432 code for a protein of 143 amino acids. Gene Ontology annotation, molecular function: Rab GDP-dissociation inhibitor activity.
AUGUCAAUACCCCAUCCUAUAGGAAGUAGGGCAACAACCAAUGAUAAUUUCAUGAGUUUGACUGACAUAAUAGACAAGUUGAACACCAUGGAUGAGCAAUACGACGUAAUCGUGUGUGGUACCGGUCUAAAGGAGUGCAUACUUUCCGGCCUAUUCUCGUGCCAUGGGAAAAAGGUUCUUCAUUUGGAUAGGAACGGUUACUAUGGUGGUGACUGUGCCUCACUCAAUCUCACUACUCUAUGGGAUAAGUUUAGACCCGGUUCGAAGCCACCAGCGGACUACGGCUCUAAUAGGGACUGGAACGUUGAUCUAAUACCCAAGUUCGUUAUGGCCUCUGGUCAAUUGGUUAAGAUACUACUCAAAACCAAAGUCACUAGAGAUGAAGUAUCCUGGACCGAUAUAAAGACCAACAACUCCACGGCUUCGGACUAG